UCAGUGAGAGAUGGAUUCGCAGACGAAGGCUGAGCCGAUGCGCGUGCUCGUCACGGGCGGAUCAGGAUUGGUCGGGAAGGCCAUCGAGCACGUGGUGAAACAGGAAGGCGGCUGUCUCGAGGGCGAGCAGUGGACCUUCCUGUCCUCCAAGGAGGCCAACCUCGUAGAUCUACAACAGACAAGAGCAGUGUUUGAGAAGUAUCGGCCCACCCAUGUCAUCCACCUGGCUGCCAAGGUGGGAGGACUAUAUCUUCACAUGAAGGAGAACCUACACUUUCUGAGGGACAACCUUCGCAUCAAUGACAAUGUGCUGCAGACGUCUCACGAAAGGGGCGUCACCAAGGUGGUGUCCUGUCUGUCCAGCUGCAUCUUUCCUGACAAGACCACAUACCCUAUUGAUGAGAGCAUGAUCCACAAUGGGCCUCCACAUGACUCAAACUUUGGCUACUCACAUGCCAAAAGAAUGAUUGAUAUUCAGAACAGGGGAUACUUUGCGCAGCAUGGGCGUCGCUACACUGCCGUAAUCCCGACUAACGUGUAUGGUCCAUAUGACAACUUCAACUUUGAAAAUGGUCACGUGCUCUCAGUGCUCAUGCAUAAGACAUAUGCUGCUAAAAAGGAGGGAACCCCACUACAGGUGUGGGGCUCCGGAACACCCAGGAGACAAUUCAUCUACUCUCUGGAUGUAGCACGUCUGUUCCUCUGGGUGCUGCGGGAGUAUGAUGAGAUUGACCCCAUCAUUCUCUCUGUGGGGGAGGAGGAGGAGCUCCCCAUCAAGGACGCCGUACAGAUGAUUGCAGAUGCCCUGGACUUCAAAGGUCAAAUAGUUUUCGACACCAGCAAGUCAGACGGUCAGAUGAAGAAGACGGCCAGCAACGCCAAGCUGCGACGCUACCUCCCUGACUUCACCUUCACGCCGCUCUCUGAAGGUAUCAAGAAGACCUGUGAUUGGUUCGUGAACAAUUACGACAUAGCCCGAACAUGAAGACCAAUGAAGGUCGAGACAUGAAUAUUGUUUAAUGAAAAAGAUCAGGGCUACAUCCCAA
Molecule: messenger RNA, 1046 nt
Organism: Oncorhynchus kisutch (coho salmon)
Lineage: Eukaryota; Metazoa; Chordata; Actinopteri; Salmoniformes; Salmonidae
Product: GDP-L-fucose synthase-like
Exons: 10
Coding region: 11-985 (324 amino acids)
Biological process (GO): nucleotide-sugar biosynthetic process
Molecular function (GO): GDP-L-fucose synthase activity
Source: RefSeq, a predicted model, not a curated record